Molecule: messenger RNA, 1601 nt
Organism: Medicago truncatula (barrel medic)
Lineage: Eukaryota; Viridiplantae; Streptophyta; Magnoliopsida; Fabales; Fabaceae
Product: glycerol-3-phosphate dehydrogenase [NAD(+)]
Exons: 10
Coding region: 132-1178 (348 amino acids)
Biological process (GO): glycerol-3-phosphate catabolic process; carbohydrate metabolic process
Cellular component (GO): cytosol
Molecular function (GO): glycerol-3-phosphate dehydrogenase [NAD(P)+] activity; protein homodimerization activity; NAD binding
Source: RefSeq, a predicted model, not a curated record
UCUUGUUUUUCUUUUGUGCCGCAUUAUUGUUCCUUCUCUAUCACUGCGUUGUUCCUCUCUCUCUCUCUCUCUCUCUCUCUCUCUCUGCCACACUAUAGCUUGUGCUUGAAAUCAAGAAGAUUAACAUCGUCAUGAAUAAGGUCACCAUUGUUGGUAGUGGCAAUUGGGGUAGUGUUGCCGCAAAACUUAUUGCAUCAAACACCAUCAAGCUCAGUAAUUUCCACGAUGAAGUGAGGAUGUGGGUAUUUGAGGAAACUUUACCAAAUGGGGAUAAGCUCACUGAUGUCAUCAAACAAACCAAUGAAAAUGUUAAGUACCUCCCAGGAGUCAAGCUAGGUCAAAAUGUAGUUGCAGAUCCAGACCUUGAAAAUGCAGUUAAGGAUGCAAACAUGCUGGUAUUUGUAACACCACAUCAAUUCAUGGAAGGAAUAUGCAAAAGGCUUGAUGGGAAAAUAAGGACAGAUGCAGAAGGGAUUUCUCUAGUAAAAGGGAUGGAGGUCAAGAAGGAAGGUGCAUCCAUGAUCUCUACUUUAAUCUCCAAUCAAUUGAAAAUCAAUUGUUCUGUUUUAAUGGGGGCCAAUAUAGCAAAUGAGAUUGCAAUGCAGAAAUUUAGUGAGGCAACAAUUGGAUACAGAGAAAAUAAAGAAGCUGCAGAGAGAUGGGUUCAGUUGUUCAACACUCCUUAUUUUAAUGUGACAUCUGUUCAGGAUGUUGAAGGAGUUGAAAUGUGUGGAACCCUGAAAAAUAUAGUUGCUAUAGCUGCAGGUUUUAUUGAUGGCUUGGAAAUGGGAAAUAACACAAAAUCUGCAAUAAUGAGAAUUGGUCUGAAAGAGAUGAUGGCAUUUUCAAAGCUGUUGUUUCCAUCGGUCAAGUACAGUACCUUUUUCGAGAGCUGUGGUGUAGCUGACCUUAUCACAACAUGCAUGGGUGGAAGAAAUAGGAAAGUUGCUGCUGCUUAUGCAAGAAAUGGCGGAAAGAGGUCUUUUGAUGAACUUGAAGCAGAGUUGCUUAAAGGCCAGAAAUUGCAGGGUGUGUUAACUGCAAAAGAGGUUUAUGAGGUUCUUACCGCUCGCGGAUGGGUAGAGAGGUUUCCACUCUUCACAACAGUGUACGAAAUCAGCUCAGGUCUCCUUCCACCAUCAGCUAUAGUUGAAUUCAACAAUAAAAGUAAGUUGUAGAUGUACAUUAAUCAUCAUCCGUGGAAGCCUCAGAGAUCGUGGCGACUCGGCAUCAUUUAUAUAAUUCAAGCUGAGAGGAAAUCAACUCUUGUUGUUUGAAGUUCAUGCCAAGUCACACAUUUUCCAUUGCUACAUGAAGGAGACAGUCAUUUGAAACUCUCCAUUGACGGAGAAUUAAAUUAUCGCGAAACCAUUGCGAAUGAAUGUCAUUGGCUAUCGAGAACCACUAGCAAGCUGACGUCAGCUCAGCAGAUUUGUAAACACGCUUCGUGAAGAAUUCGAGAUAAGUACCUUCGCUGGAAAUAGCACAGCUGUUUGCUUUGAUCCCCGAAAUGUUGAGCAACUGUUUUGAGAUUGUGUAUGGUACCAAACUUCCUUCAUGCAUUAGUUUACAUUACUGUUCAUUAUUAUAUUUCUUUCCUA